AUUUAUGUGGAUUUAUGCAGAGAAACUACAUUGUAAUCACUGCGUUAUCAAGACAGAGGAUACUGCAUGUAUGUCAGCUGUGUUGUGUAAAGUUGUAAACCAGCUCGUGUGUUUAAAUAUGCAUAAGAGAUAUCUGAUCAAGAUUUAAUCUCUGUUUGCUUCAUAAUUAUACUUUUCAUUGAAAAAUAAUGGAAUCAAGGAGGAAAGUUUCAUUGAAAUCUUUAACAGAGGAGGAUAUUCAGAAGGCGUUUGAGAAGACAAGGGGACAGUUUGACAUUCCAGGUGUCAAAUUAGUGUUAGUAACGGAAGAAUAUUAUGAAAAGACGCUAGAAUUAUGCCGGGACUAUUUUGUACCUGAUGAACCAAUCAACAAAGCGGUAGGAUUAGAAUAUAAUGACGAAAUGAGGUCGUUCUGGCUACAAUUUUUGAAAUUACAUUUGUCGUUGUUGUUUAUAGACGAAGAAAGCGGAGAACCUAUAGGAUUUAGAACAACAAACAUUUCUUGUCGAGAUGAAAAACUUGAUCUUUGUUCUAUAAAGUCAAACCCACUGCGGGAAGUUCUAAGUUUUAUAGCUCACUGUGAGAACGAGAGUCGUUUCUUUGACCAUUAUGAAACAGAUGAAGCGUUUAAUUUCCUUGGCCUUGUAGUUGCAGAGAAAUACAAGCGACGAGGCUUUGCAACAAAACUGUUUCGUGCUGCACUGGAAAUGAUUCGUAAUCUUGGUUUUGAUGAGGUGUAUGUUAAAGGGGGCGGAACUUCAAACUUCUCGAAGAAAAUUUACGAAAGAGAAGGAUUUGAGACAUUGUAUGAAAAGUUCUAUGACUCUUAUGAAGUGAAUGGAAACUUUCCCAUUCAAAACACUGGAGAACAUAAGUCAAUGAAAGUUUAUGGGUUGAAAGUUACACCGGACAAGUGUUAGACAAUAAAUGAUACACAAUUAUAUAUUUAAAGAGCGACCGAACGAUCUGCUGUAAAAUAAUGAUUGUAUGGAUAUUAUUAAUGUGCAGUCUCUGCAAUAAAACAAUACGCUUAAGUACAUUGUCUUAUAUCUGUUUUCAUUAAUAUAUCAAUAUGAAGUCCCGAUCGUUUUGUUCCUUACUUUAGUAAAUAAUUUAGACAUACUAUCGUGUAUUUUUUAUGCAUGUCUAAGAUAGCUUUGUCUUAGACAUUUACAGCUCCCUAAGUUUCAAACUCCAAACAAUUGUCUCUUAAUAAUCUCUAUUUGUAAACGCUCUAUAUAAUUUUAGGUUGUAAUACUAUACAUCUGGUUGUCCGUUCGUUAGAAUUGUCGGUCCGCUGUCUAACAUUUGAACAGAUGGACGGAAAUUUAAUCUAUUAAAUAUAAAUAUUUAAUGCAUUGAUAUAAAGGGAUCCUAGUAGAGUUUUGUGGGUUUUUUUAUGUUUUGAAGGACACUGCACAGCCGUGCGACAGAUAUGGUGGACUUUAUGCUGAUUGUAAAAUAUAUCUGUUGAAAUUAUUCUUUAAAUCUAAACACAGUGUGUAUGGAUUGAUAUUUGCUUACCAUUUUGUGCCGAUUAAAGAAACAAAACAUACCAUAUUUACCAAAGAAUUUAAAACUAUUUCAUGGGAGCAUAAAGAGUUGCAACCGCAAAAUAAGUAUUGAUCUAGUAUUCCAAUCCAUAUAUUUGAUGUUAAAUGAUACAAAUGUUUUAUUUGUAUUUUUUCUA
Ruditapes philippinarum (Manila clam) is the source of this 1690-nucleotide messenger RNA. RefSeq lists its product as uncharacterized. The record is from RefSeq and is a predicted model, not a curated record. Gene Ontology annotation, molecular function: N-acetyltransferase activity. Lineage: Eukaryota; Metazoa; Mollusca; Bivalvia; Venerida; Veneridae. The transcript has 2 exons. The coding region runs from base 189 to 920 and encodes 243 amino acids.